Molecule: messenger RNA, 4617 nt
Organism: Dibothriocephalus latus
Lineage: Eukaryota; Metazoa; Platyhelminthes; Cestoda; Diphyllobothriidea; Diphyllobothriidae
Source: the annotation of a GenBank genome assembly
AUGCUGCGUCCGAAAGUAGCGGAUGCUUUGUCUUACCUGGACCUCGUUAAAGCUCGGUUUUCAAAUCAACAUGCCAUCUACACCGAGUUUUUGGAUGUUAUGCGGGAAAUUGGUACCGAUGUUGUCAUACGACGCGUCCGAGAACUCUUCGAUGGCCAUCCUGACCUCAUCGAUGGAUUUAACACCUUUAUCCCCCAGGGAUAUCGCAUGGAGUGUUCUGCCUCAUCAAGACCGCUGCCAACACAAGCACCAGCCGCAUCAACAAUCGCUCCUAUUUCCUAUUCAACUGAACUGGCCUUUGUCACUAGCGGUGCGGAUUCAUCCUCUCGUACAAAUUACUAUACCACUUGUCCUUUGAAUGCCAAUUCACCAAGCCAACCACCCCUUCUGCGUUCGCAUUUAACCACAACCACAGAUUCUCAUACUCUUCACCCUUUGAAUGUUGGUUCAGUACCGCCAACUCAGCCCAUCAGCACCGUUGCCAUCGUGGAAAAUCCAGAUGCUUUGCGUGGAUCCACUCCUAGUCAUAUGGUUUUUCCCCAAACUUACAUAUCAAAUGUGCAGCAACAGCAACAUCAGGCGCAGUCAUUCAACCACGCUAUAAUAUAUGUCAAUAAAGUCAAGAACCGUUUUCAAGCUAAGCCUGAUGUGUACAAAAGCUUUUUGGAAAUACUCCAAUGGUAUCAGAGAGAGCAGGGUCAUACAGACUCUCUGCGACGCAAGAAGGCCGAACAACAAGUAUAUCAAGAUGUAGCAAAACUACUUCAUGGCCACGAAGAUCUGCUCCAGGAAUUCAGUCGUUUCCUUCCCGAAUCCACGGGUGUCGCAUCGGACAUUUCCGACGUUAGCACAAAGGGAGUGCCCUAUGGAUCCGUUAGCGAAUUGUCUUCAGCAGUGCAUUUGGGAUCAUCCCAUAACCGUUUUGCCCCCGGCGGUUUGCCCCCACCUCCCGACUCUCACUGGCACCGUGUUCCUGAUUCAUCACCCAAUCUAAGCUCCCCUGGUUUGGGUCCCCAGUCUUCAGGUGCAGCUGAAUCAAAGAAGAUAAAGAGAACGGCACAGUCUUCUACACCACAUGCAGGCGUUUCGACUGAGCCAAAUAUUGCUAUCAAAAAAUCUCGCCAGUCGGUUCGUGAUGUAAGCAUAGCAGACACGGCUUCGUUGCUUAACGGUGGUGACGCCACACUCCUCCAAAAGAUUCGUGAUGCCCUAGAAGUCGAUGUGGGUAGUACCAGUCGGCCUUAUCAAUCACUUCUCCAAAAUAUUAGUUUAUUUAACAGGAAACUGAUCACAGAAAGCCAAUUAAUCGACACAGCCAAAGUGUUGCUUCAAAGAUUUCCUGAAUUAUGGCGGCAGUUCCGCGAUCUUUUCAGUGCUGUCGCACCGGAAAUUGGCGGCCGGACACACAGUAUAAGUUCGCCGAACGACCAAGUUGGCUAUCGAGUGUGUACACCCGAUCGUGAGGGCGAGAAUGACAAGCGGGCAGGUGGAAUGUCCCUGAGUUUUCAGCCUCCAGCACAAUCGAAUUCAUUAUCAAGUCCUCCUUUAUCCGAUUCAAACAUCACUCAUCCACUGGCUGGACCGGACAACGCAGCAAUGAUUGCACUUGUUAGUGAGGUAUCACAGCGCCGCCUGGACCUAGAUUUCAAUAAACUGCGCACAUGUGGCGCCAGCUACCGCGCUCUACCGGCGGAUUUUCCUCAGCCCAAAUGUUCCGGCCGCGCAAAAAGUGCUAUAGCACGAACCGUUUUGAACGAUUCAUACAUAAGUUUUUCAUCACUGACUUCAGAGGAUUCGCAGUUUGUUUCCUCUAAAAAGAAUCAGUACGAAGAGAAUAUGUAUCAUACCGAAGACGAAAGAUACGAGGCGGACAUGAUUAUGGAAGUUAACCGCGCAGCCCUCCAAAACCUAAUCGUGGUAAAACGCCGAAUUGAUCGCAUGAACCGAGAGGAACAGCAGAGUUUUCAUCUUGAUGACCUUUUGGGCGGAACCUCUGCUAUAUUGAUGAAAAAAGCCAUUCAUAGGUAUGCAAACUUCAGUUUACGUGUCAUCUGCUACCAAUGCACCAUUUUUAUUAUUCACCAUCGUUUUUGUCACAUCCUUGACAAUUUUGGCCGCAGCCUUAUUCCUCACCUUGUUUCGUUUUUUUGCAGAGUUUACGGCGACAAGGCAGGUGAUGUAAUCUACGGCCUAAAAACGUGUCCAGCAACCGUAGUUCCGAUUGUAAUUCAACGUAUGCGUCAAAAGGACAACGAGUGGCGCGAAGCCGUGCGUUCAUUUCACCGUAUUUGGUCUGACCAGGAUGCCAAGAACUACCUGCGCUCCUUGGACCACCAGGGUGCUACAUUUAAGCAGCGUGACAAUCCCUUCCUCCGAACGAAGACAGUCAUUAAUCAAAUUGAAGCUAUCGCUAGGGGGGAAAAAUCGCAGUCGUCUGAAUCGGACUCACCUGACCCAGUCGGAUGCUUACUGUCAAAAUGUCUGACUUCCUGUUCCUCCGCCUACGAUUCUCUCCACCCAGGAUCCUUAGGGUCUGCUUUGAGUCACGUAGUAGAGGGUAUUGGCGACGAUGGCGGAAUGCAUAUGACUCUUGAGUACCCUCCGCCUAAUGUGUGUGCCUCUUUACUGGAGGAUGUUGCUUCUCUGAUAAUCCAUCACGUCAAAAGGCAGUCAAACACUAGCAAAGAAGAUAAACGAGCCAUGAAAUUUCUGGUGCGCACAGUCCUACAGGACCUUUUUAUGCAGGAACGCUUCCCCAUGUCAGAUGAUGAAGAUGAUGAGGUUGACCGAAGUGAGGACAGUGAUGCAGGCGACGACGAAGAGGCAGACAAGGAGGGACCCUCCAACCUGGAGGAGAAUGCUUCCAACAACGGUCGUCGCAGCGCUAGACGGACUAGACGUGCAGCUCGCACUGCGACGCAAACGAAUGGCAAGUCGAGCGCAAAAGCCUCACCGCCAAACAGUCUGCCACAGUCGGUGGAUAAUGAUGCUAAUACUCGCUUAUCGCAAGACCCCUCUAAAUCGGGUACUGAGGUAAAGGCGACGCCUGAAGCUGAUCACACCAGAGCGCCGGUAGAGGCCUAUUUUGGGGGUAGAGCCCAGAAUACACGACCGGAAGUAGAUUUCAACGCCAAGAUGCCUAUGGAAGAGUACUAUAGUCUGUUCUAUGGCAAUAAUCAUUGGUACGCCUUUCUGCGCCUUCACCAUCUCCUCCUUACUCGGCUUUCACAACUGCGAUCUCGGGCUAUUAUCCUCCAGGAAGAACACGCCAAAGAAGGCGGCAAAUCAAACCCUCAGGCCGCCGAAGUGUUGCGUCUUCGCAAAGCCGGUUGCUCUGAACCGAGGGAACACUACCACAGGGCCCUUAAUCUAGUGAAGGACUUACUUGAUGGCUGCGAGGACAUUCAGACCUAUGAGGAUCGUCUUCGUGACAUGUUUGGAAUCUACGCCUACCCAUGGUUCACAAUGGACCGACUGGUUACUAAUUUGGUCCGCCAGCUGCAUUUACUCGCCAGUGGGGAUGAACUAAGCCACCGGCUUACCUCUUUGUUUCGUAGCUACUUUAAAUCCUCAAUCAACCGCUCUGCCUGCGGCGGAAAUAAAUCCAAACAGGAGCCCGAACUCUGCGAUUUUAUGCCAAAAAGCCCGAUACCAGUUGAUUCAACGGCGGAGGCCAGGCACUGGUACGACUAUCUAGCCAAGUACCUUCUGCUUCCUGGCUGCUGGACCGCUGGCCCUCUGUCGUCGUCCGUACUAGCACGUAUUCGUCCUGUAUUCCUCUACAGAAAUGUCAAACGUUGUGUAAAUCGCCUUACACAACAGGCAGUUCUUCGUCGUCAACAGGAGCUUAUUACUACUGGUGAUCCUCAGCCCGAAGAGAUGCUUUUACGGCGCCUUUCUGAGACAAGCGAGACACCACUGCAAAUUGACGAGCAGCCCGAGCUGGCUGCUUCAAGUUCACCAGAGGCUGCCACACCCAGUCACGUGCCUGGAGUUGGGUUAAAGGGGAACUUGGAGAAGGAUAUUUGGGAGCUAAUGGUUGGCGUCUUUCGCAAUAACUUAACACACACCGAGCUCUUCCGUGACACCUAUUCGAGUGAUUGCAUGCAAUCGAGUACAAAUUUAUCCGUCAAAUCGGCUUCGAAGACCUACAAGAUUAACUGGUCCGUCGGAUCAUAUGGAAUAUUUGUACGGCGAAAGGGCAAGAAUUCAUCUUGCUCGAGCCGCCCUUCAAAGAAGUUCCGCGAUUUUCAAGCACGUUGGCUACGGGAGCAUUAUGAUCCGCAGCAAAUGGCUCAGAUAACAAAACAGUUUAGUCGUCCAGGCACCGAUGUUUCCUCGGCCUGUGAUGUUCCCAAACCUGAAAUUGAAGCAGCACUGGGUGCAGAGGAAGAGCCCGCGGCCCAAUCGUCUAAUAGUCUGCCCAAGGAUGAAGCAAUGACCGAGGAUUCUGACUGUGAAUUGGUGAUUACGGAUGUGAAACAAGAACAGUCUGCUCCCAAAAACGCGCCAUUGGUUCCCGCAUCAAAGGAACAGCCAAAAUCAAUUAGCGAUUCCCCAAAUUCCUCACCAGAGCCUCCCGUUGAUGUCAAAAGUGAACAUGAAGAUGUGAGCUAA